Messenger RNA from Auanema sp. JU1783, 969 nucleotides. NCBI's taxonomy places the organism in Eukaryota, Metazoa, Nematoda, Chromadorea, Rhabditida, Rhabditidae. The record is from the annotation of a GenBank genome assembly.
AUGGACGGCAAGGAAACAGAUCAUCAUAGAUAUAUGAAGCGCAUAGCUUUCGGCGCUGUCGUCGUUUCGACUGUUGCAGUUAUCACUGCAGUCGUCACUAUGCCAAUGCUCUACGAUUACGUUCAGAGGCUCCAAACUGACAUUAACUUAGAAACAGAGUUCUGCAAGUCUCGCACUCAUGAUCUUCUUGUUGCUAUGUACCAACGCGUUCCUGCUGGACGUGCUAAGAGAGGUUGGCUCUUCGGACAAUGGGUUCCAGACAGCGGAGCUGGAGGUGGUGCCGAUUACGGAGCACCAGCUACUGAGCCAGGAUAUGCCCCCGCUCCUCCUCCAAGCAACGGAUACGGACCUGUCGUUAAUGCCGAGCCUGCUCCACAAUGCUGUACCUGCCAACAAGGACCAGCUGGACCUCCAGGACCUCCAGGAGAUGACGGAAACGCAGGAAGAGACGGAGAUCAAGGACUUGACGGAAAGAGUGGUCGCGACGGUGGAAUCGCUCCAUCCGAUGGACUUCAAUCUGAGCCAUGCAUCAUCUGCCCACCAGGACCACCAGGACCAGCUGGAGCUGCAGGAUCCAAGGGACCACAAGGACCACGUGGAUCUCCAGGAUUGUCUGGAGUCGAUGGACGUCGUGGAGAGCCAGGAAUGGUCGGACCAGCCGGACCUCAAGGAGAACCAGGAAACCAAGGACCCAAGGGAAAGAAAGGAGAAGACGGUCGUGUCAUCAAUGUCAAUGGACCACCAGGACCAGCAGGAGCUCCAGGACCACAAGGACGCAAGGGAGAACGCGGACCAAAGGGACGUGUUGGAUCUGUCAUCCCAGGACCACAAGGACCUCAAGGAGACCAAGGAAAGAAGGGACGCAGCGGACGCAAGGGAGAAGCUGGAAGACCAGGACCUCUUGGAUCCCGCGGAGCCAACGGAGAUUGCUUCCAUUGCCCAACUCCUCGUACUCCUCCUGGUUAUUAA